Messenger RNA from Aplosporella prunicola CBS 121167, 1683 nucleotides. Its product is annotated as glycoside hydrolase family 43 protein. NCBI's taxonomy places the organism in Eukaryota, Fungi, Ascomycota, Dothideomycetes, Botryosphaeriales, Aplosporellaceae. Gene Ontology annotation, molecular function: hydrolase activity, hydrolyzing O-glycosyl compounds. The transcript has a single exon. The record is from RefSeq and is a predicted model, not a curated record. Gene Ontology annotation, biological process: carbohydrate metabolic process. Bases 155 to 1669 code for a protein of 504 amino acids.
GCCGACGUUUCCAGAUGAUGGUCCGAUUAUUCCGUUCGCCAAACACUUGGAAACGGAAAAGUGGAUUUCCACCCGCCCCCGCGUGUCUCAGAUGAAAACGGAUAGUAGUUAAAAGGCGACUACAGAUGUUCAUCUCUCAGCAUCCACGCCAACGAUGUACGCCAAACUGCUUCUGCUCGUCCUCCAGGGCGCGGCAACUUAUGCCGCUGACCCCAUCAAGUUCACCUCCGAAGGAAACCCCAUCCUGGCCGAUGGAUCGUACUACUCCGCUGACCCGGCGCCGCUUGUCGUCAACAACACGCUGUACAUCAUCGCCGGACACGAUGAGGCGCCGGUGGAAGAAAACUCGUUCGUCAUCAAUGAAUGGGAGUUGUUCGUUGGGGAGAAUCCCAAACCAUCAGGCAGUGAAUGGACUCUUCACCCCGGAUUCGCCAAGCCGCACGAGAUCUUCAAAUGGGCAGCAGAGGGAACUGCUUAUGCCGCCCAAAUCGUCCAGGGUCCGGACGGCAAGUUCUAUCUGUACGCGCCCGUGACCGAAGCCAACUCCCAGAACACCGACCCCUUCGCCAUUGGUGUUGCUGUUGCGGACAGCCCGCUCGGCCCUUACACUGAUGCACACCCCGACGGGCCCAUCCUGUCGCAGUCGGUCCCGGCACCAGGCAACGACAUCCAGAACAUCGACCCUACCGUUCUCGUCGACGGCGAAAAGGUGUAUGUCUACUACGGAACCUUCAAUCAGCUUCGCGGUUAUGAGUUGGACACCGACAUGGUUACUACCAAAGGCGACGUCGUCACCGUAGACAGCCUGACAGGUUUCUUCGAGGCUCCGUGGAUCAUGAAGCGCAAGGACACCUACUACAUGCUCUACGCGGCCAACAAUGCCGGUGCAGACUCUCCCUGCACCCCCACGUCCUACCACGCCUGUAUCGCCUACGGCACCGCCUCCUCCCCGCUCGGCCCCUGGACCUUUGGUGACGUCAUCCUGGGCCUCGUGUCCUCGACCACCUCGCACUCGGGCGCUGUUGAGCUCGACGGCGAAUGGUACAUGAUUUACCACACAGCCGACGCCGAGGGUGGUGGCCACUUCCGCCGCAGCGUCGCCUUCGACAAACUCACCUUUGACGACAGCCAGUCUCCGCCUGCCAUCAACAAGGUCGUCCAGACGAAGCGUCCCGACCCCGACGCGAAGCCUACGCGCAACAUUGCGCCCAAGGCGACCGCGAGCUCCGAAAACGAGACCCCCAUCCAGUACUGGGUGGAGUCCCUUCACGACGAAAAGAUUCCCUCGAACCCACUGCCGCCGGACUAUUGGAGCUCGUAUGACGGCGAUAACUCGCCCGAGACAAGCACCCUGACCUACGAGUGGAACUCAACUGUUACGCUGAAUGGUGUGCGCAUGGCAUUCUUCGCCGACCAGGCUGCGGGAGCGACCGAAGGCGUCCCUCCACCUGCGGACUGGCAUGUCGAGUACCAGACAGAUGCGGGAUCGUGGGAGAAGGUUGAUGCGUCCGACUAUCCUCUUGAGGUUACUGAUGACCCUGAGGAGGUUUCGUUCACGGAGGUCAAGACGUCGGCUCUGCGUGCCAUCCUGACCGCCUCGGGCAGCGGUGGCAAGUUCGGUGGUGUUGCUGUUAAGGAGUGGGAGGCGCUGGCGCCUACGGCGCAGUAAGUAAAGCUCCGAGC